ACCCCAAACACUUCACCAUCGAAAGGUUAUUACAAUGUCAACGUGCCUGUAGACCAGCUGCAAGAGGGCCCUUUACUGUGUGCAGGGACUUGACUCUAGAUCCCUUUGCUUUUGUACCAUGAGUUCCACAUGUCCUGAUCUUAUCCAAUCACUUAGCCUGUCCAUAUCUCCUUACACAGCCUGUGCACACAUCCUCCCAGUGGACACUGCCACCCUGGAAGAGUUCCUUGGGUUGCACCUGUCUCAUUUCCCUGACAUCAAUAGCUGCCCAUAAAAAUACCAAGGCUCCUUUUACAGCAAGGAGCACCGGGGUGCACACCAAAGGUCCGGAGAAAGUGCUGACAUGUCGCAGACUCUCUCCUCGGAUUCCGAUGCUCCAAAAAUAGGCCGGGCGGAUAUUUCAGGCGCACUGCUCCUGCCCUAAGAAAGUUAAAGAACUCGGGCGGAGGGGGUGGGCUUGCGCCGCGACGACACCCGAUCCGCUGCCCCGUCACUGACUUGCGGGCAAUAAGAGGGCGGGCGUCGGGGAGCGGCAGUUCCAUCCUCGGGAAGAACUCAGCGCCGUUCGUUGCUCGCCGCUCCAGCCAUGAUCGAGUUCUCUGCGGAGCAGCAGGAAGACUUCAAGGAGGCCUUCCUCCUGUUUGACAGGACUGGUAACAGCAAGAUCACCCUCAGCCAAGUGGCAGACGUCAUGAGAGCUCUCGGUCAGAAUCCGACCAACGCGGAAGUGAAGAAGAUCCUGAACAACCCCAGUGCAGAGGAGAUGACCGGAAAAACUCUUGAUUUUGACCAGUUUCUCCCCAUGCUUCAGACCAUGGCUAACAACAAAGACCAGGGAUCCUAUGAGGACUUUGUUGAAGGUCUGCGUGUUUUCGACAAGGAAGGCAAUGGCACGGUGAUGGGCGCUGAACUUCGCCACGUUCUGGCCACACUGGGUGAGAAGCUGACAGAAGAGCAGGUGGAAGAGCUGCUGAAAGGACAGGAAGACUCCAAUGGCUGCAUCAACUAUGAGGCAUUUGUCAAACACAUCAUGUCUAUUUAAGAGGGAUCCCGAUGAAGUGGUGCAAAUGUUUAUGAGUUGCUGAACAUCUGAAACAGCCAAGAUAUCCCAUCCUGGAACUGUCCCAUCAGUGCAAUUCGUCUCCUUUCAAGCUUACACAAGAACCACUUUUUUUUACGUAUCGAAUGGACUGUAUUUGAAACAACAAAAGGGGAGAAAGAAAACAAAGAACCUGAUAUUUUUGGUACUAAGCACUAUGGAUAAGACUACUCAGUUUGUCCACGAUGUUUUGACGUGGUUGAAAAGUGCACACGGAUGUCAGAGUCCAAUAAAGGCUCCGUGGUCAGUC
Hypanus sabinus (Atlantic stingray) is the source of this 1349-nucleotide messenger RNA. Its product is annotated as myosin light chain 3, skeletal muscle isoform. The coding region runs from base 587 to 1042 and encodes 151 amino acids. The record is from RefSeq and is a predicted model, not a curated record. Gene Ontology annotation, molecular function: calcium ion binding. Gene Ontology annotation, cellular component: contractile muscle fiber; myosin II complex. NCBI's taxonomy places the organism in Eukaryota, Metazoa, Chordata, Chondrichthyes, Myliobatiformes, Dasyatidae. The transcript is spliced from 7 exons.